This is a messenger RNA of Debaryomyces fabryi, 4152 nucleotides long. It is a transcript of the gene ROM2, whose product is annotated as Rho family guanine nucleotide exchange factor. Lineage: Eukaryota; Fungi; Ascomycota; Pichiomycetes; Serinales; Debaryomycetaceae. The record is from RefSeq and is a predicted model, not a curated record. Gene Ontology annotation, biological process: intracellular signal transduction. Gene Ontology annotation, molecular function: guanyl-nucleotide exchange factor activity. The coding region runs from base 1 to 4152 and encodes 1383 amino acids. The transcript has a single exon.
AUGUCAUCUUCAGAUUACCCAAUUUACUCGUACAAGAGGAAUAAUGCAGCUCCAAGCCAGCAUCCGCAAUAUAACCUUCCGACCCAUUUAUUACCCCAGGCGCUUUUAGAUGAGCAGAGACAGCGACAAGUGCAGGGGAGUAAUUCUCCUCAAAGAGGUCAAGCAGGUCUUAAUCAACCUAUGCAAGCCAACAAUUCUCCCCAGAGAGGACAAGCAGGUCUAAACCAACCGCUACAAGGAAAUAACUCUCCACAGAGAAGGCAAGCUGGUUUGAAUCAACAGGCACAUGGAAACAACUCUCCUCAGAGAGAACAAGCCGGUAUUAAUCAGCAGAUGCCAGGACCUAUGCAAAAUAUUCCAAAACAGAAUGUUCCUCAUCCACAAUAUCCGUCUCAACAACACCAAGGACAGCCAUAUUAUAGUCAGCAACACUUGACACAAAAUAAAGUACAACAACAACCAACGUACGAUUCUUCUGAAUUUCGUCAACAACAACAUCCUCAAAAGGUACAGCAAAGUGUACCUAACUAUGAAGGAGUGGGAAACGGAAGACCAUUCAAUGGUCCAAGGAAUGCUUCACUCCUGUCAUUGACUUACGAUACUAGUGGAACUGGAAAUUACAAUAAGAGGGUAAACAGUUAUUCUUCACAAGAGUCAAUACCUCAAAGUCAAGCGCCUUACCCUAUUUCUGGUAACGUAUCUAAUGCGAAUAAUUAUGGCCAGGACCCACCACAAUUUCCUCAGCAACGUCGAACUGCGCGUAAGGCGCCUCCUGGAUCUUUACCACCAAUUCAAACAAAGCAAGUAUUAGAUAGUAGUGGUAGACGAAUUGUUUCGUCUCCAAGCGUUCCUCAGUAUAAUUCUUAUUCGUAUGCAAAUCAUUCUCCUAUAUCUCAAACUUCUGGACAGAUGAACAACGAAGCUAGAACAAAGUCGUUAUCAUCGACAUCUGCUAAACCUUACCAUCAACAGCAACAACAACUGAGAAUGAAAUCAAUACCACAAGGCCAGCCAUCGCAGCCAAGCCCACAACAAAAUAAUUAUCAGAACCACAGACCUAGUUCAAGUGGAAGUGGCUCUAGUUCGAGCGGUCAUUCAUUCUCACUUACAUCUAAGUCGAGAUCUUUUACUUCUUUGUCAAAGUUAUCGUCUUUGUCCACAAAAAAAUUCAAUUCUUCUACAUCGCUACAAGGAGGUAAAUUAGACAGAAACCCAUCAUCAGCUACUUUAAGCUCUCAAAAGACGGUUACAACCCCUAUGCCAAGGAAACCUAUUGUAUACCCUGCAAUGCUUUCUAGAGUUGCGAGAGUAUUUAAGGAAACAAUAAUUCUAACUAUCAAUACUAAAGAUGGCUUAGAAUAUCAUGAUACAUUCACUGGUAAGAUGGCUGUUGAUAUUAUUUGUAAUAUUAUCAGAACAAAUGACCGUAAUUUAGCAUUAUUAAUUGGAAGGUCUUUGGAUGCGCAGAAGUUUUUCCGUGAUGUUACAUAUAAUCACAGGUUGAGAGAUUCUAUUCACGAAGUGUACGCUUUUAACCAUAUCUACAGUGAUGUUGAAUUUUAUCAAGAUUUUAACAAUACAAAUAAUAAUAGUGCUAAUAAUUCCAAGCAUGGAUCUUUAACCGAGGGCCAUCCUCAGUUUCAACAGGUUUUACUUCAACAAUUACCAGCUCAUACUACCAACAGUCAACCUCCUACUCCUUCAACACCGACUAUGUCAAACGAAGGUAGUACAUAUAAUUUGAACAACAACAAUAAAGAUGCAUCAGGUAAUACUACAAAUGUGACAGGGGUCAAUGGUGUUUUCACAAUUUUAACUGACUGUUACUCUCCAACUUGUAAUCGUAACAAUCUAUGCUACAGUAUUGCUUGUCCUAGGAGAUUAGAACAACAAGCUCGUCUCAAUUUAAAACCACAAGGUGGAUUAAAACGGGCUGUUUCAAGAUUAUCUUUACAUGAUAAGGAAGAGAAUAAAACAUUAUGGUAUGAAACUGUUCCGCAAUCGAUUUUGGAUAAAUUAGACAAGCGUGAAAAGAUGAGACAGGAAUUGAUAUAUGAAUUUAUAUAUACCGAAAGAGAUUAUGUCAAGGAUUUGGAAUUCAUGACUGAUUUCUAUAUUAUGCCUUUGCGUAAUCCUGCCAAUAACAUUAUUCCUGAAAGAGAAAGAGAAGUGUUUAUUAGGACAGUAUUUGGAGGAGUUAGUGAUCUUUUGAGAUUAGCUAAAAAUAUGAGCGAAGCUUUAACAAGAAGACAAUUACAACAGAAGCCAGUGAUUGAUACAUUCGCUGAUAUUUUUGUUGAUUUCGUAGGAGGAUUUGAUCCAUUUAUCAAGUAUUCGGGAAAUAAGGUCUUUGCUAGUUUCGAACAUGAAAGACAACAGCAGGUAAAUAUGAAGUAUGCCCGGUUCUUAGAUGCUAUUGAAAAGAAGCCUGAAUCAAGAAAACAAGAUUUGUCUUCUUUCUUGAUCAAAGGUAUCCAAAGACCGGCAAGAUAUCAAUUAUUGAUUUCUGGUAUUAUUAAAAAUACGGACGAGGAAUCUCCAGAUUACAAACCAUUGCUAAAGGCGAAAGAAGAAAUUGAAAAAGUUUUGGUUCAGAUUAAUAUUCAAACAGGAGAAAGUACUGAUCGUCAUAAAAUUAUGGUUUUACACAGGUUAUUAGGCAAACAAAUUUUGGAAACUAAGAAUCACUUUAAGUUGAAUUACAACCAUAGAAUAAUAUACCAAGUUACGUUGAAUAGAAAGAGAGACAAUGAAAAGAUUGACUUGUAUUUAUUUGAACAUGCAUUAUUAUUGGUUAAACAUAAAAUCCAAAAUAAAAGGGAGCAGCAUAAGAUUUUCGAGAAGCCAAUUUAUUUACCCUUAUUGUUUGUAAACAGUGGUUAUGACAUUCCAACUGCAAGAUCUAUAAUGGGAAACAGGCUUGAUGGAUCAUUACUCUCUGACCCAAACUUAAAGAGUAAGGCAGAAACUUCCACUAGUUAUAUCAACACAAGCUCAAGUUCAAAUAAUAAAUUACCGAUUAAUUUUUUGGGAUUGGGCAGUAAUCUGGUUCAUGCUACUUUGUUUGCAGAUGACUUAACCAAUCAAAAUCAAGUCUUGCAACAAAUCUACCAACAACAAAAAAAAUUAAUAGAUCAAAAUGAUAUUUUUUCGUUAUCCAAAUAUGAGACUAGAAGAUUCCAUGGUAAUAACAAAAUUAACUGUGCGGUACCAUGCUAUGGGGGUAAAAAACUAUUGUAUGGUACCGAUUCAGGUGUAUGGGUAUCUACAGUUAGAUCAAUAAGCGCAACUUCAAAUGAAAAGAUUUGCUCUGAUCCUACAAUGGUUAUUAGCAAGGUUUAUGUCACUCAGAUCGAAGUUUUGGUUGAAUAUUCAAAGUUACUAAUUUUAUCAGAUAAGUCAUUGUACGAGUUUGAUUUAUCAUGCACUGAUUCGUUGGAUCAUAAUAAGAAUACUAGGUCGGGCAAACUAAUCUUAAAUUACGUAUCAUUUUUCAAAACUGGAAUCUGUGAUGGUAGAUUAUUAGUAUGUGCUGCUAAGCACGGUUCUACACACUCGAUUAACAUUUUUGAACCUACUAACCCAUUCGAUCAUAAAUCACUGAAAAACAAGAACAAGAAGUACGACAUUAGGGAGAUUUCGUUUAGCUCGGACCCAGUAUCAAUUUCGUUUUUGAAAACUAAAUUAUGUGUGGGAUGUACCAAGGGAUUUGAGAUUCUCUCAUUAGAAAAGGGUAAAAAGGAACCUAUCUUGGAUGAAGCUGAUCCAUCGUUAGAUUUUGCUACACAGCGUGAAAGCGUUACCCCGUUGGCUAUUCAUAGGUUGGGGAAAAAUUUCUUACUCUCAUAUUCCGAGUUCUCGUUUAAAAUCAACAGAAAUGGCUGGAGAACCCAACAUGAUUGGAGUGUUUUCUGGGAAGGCAACCCUCAAAAUAUCGCAUUAUUCUAUCCUUAUUUGUUGUCUUUUGAACCAGGGUUUAUUGAAGUUAGGGAUUUAGACUCUACUAAUUUAUUAAGGGCUCUUGUGGGUGAGAAUAUCCGAUUUUUACAUUCGAACGAACACGAAGCUUUAUAUGCAUGUGAAGAAAAUGGUUAUGACAUAAUUGUAUCAAUUGAUUUCUUGAAUUUAAAACCAAAAAUUACUCAGCUAUAA